This is a messenger RNA of Brenthis ino (lesser marbled fritillary), 1107 nucleotides long. The record is from the annotation of a GenBank genome assembly. Lineage: Eukaryota; Metazoa; Arthropoda; Insecta; Lepidoptera; Nymphalidae.
AUGCCACUUCUAAAAUUGUCUUCAGUCAUCUUUUCGCUGUUGGCUAUCCUUGGACCUACAUAUAUCAGCAGCUUUGAACCGCGGCCUGAAAUAGGAUAUCCUGUAGGACUUUUACCAGAAUGUCCAGGUGUAACAAAAAACGCAACAAUCACUCCAGUUAUGAUGAGGAUGCUGCAGGUCACUGUCCACAAGAUAACUAACACUGGUCAGAUCGUCCGGAAGGAUUUUCCCAUUCUCAGUGCUCAUAGAAGUAUAUCCAAGGAAAAGAGUAUAGAUCUCAAAAACAAAAAAACGGUCCUGUACGCAGUUGGUUGGUUGGACAGCUCAGUAUGGCCUCAAAGUCAAGCAAUAGGGACAGCGUAUUCUAAAAGAGGGUACAAUGUGUUAAUAACCGAAACUUUCUCCUUUCUCACCUAUAUAUAUCCGAAAUCUGUACGCAUCACAAGAGUCAUUGGAAAAAAGUUAGGGGAAUUUCUGGUGAAACUAACAGAAUUUGGGCUUGAAGCGGAAAAUUUAGAACUAGUUGGGGCAAGUCUAGGAGCGCACGUAGCAUCACAUGCUGCUAAGUAUUUCUAUUCAGCUACUGGAAAAAAGCCCUCAAGAAUAACGGGACUUGAUCCGGCUGGACCCUGUUAUAGAUCACUACCCCCAGAGGAAAGACUAGAUAUAUCAGAUGCACAUAAAGUUGAUGUUGUUCAUACAAACAUUGAUGGAUUUGGAAUAGCAGAGCCUUUAGGACAUCUGGAUUUUUAUGCCAAUGGCGGAGAGUUCCAACCGGGUGAUAUACCUUACAUACCCUGUCUAGUCGUAUGCAGUCAUAUUAGAGCUAUCUUUUACUGGUGGCAAGCCAUAGAACAUCCCAAAAAGUUUAUCGGAGUUAGAUGUGAUUCAGUUCAAAAUGCCAGAUUGGGGAAGUGUUUUGAAAAUACAACCGAUAAUUAUUUAGGUUUUGCUGCUAAUUUCACUAAGCCUGGUAUAUAUUAUUUGCCCACUCUUAACGAGUUUCCAUAUUACAAGGAAAAAGGAAGGAAAGGGUUUAAGUUUGAGGAAGAUAUUUAUAAACAUGUGGCAGAAAAGAUUAAUUCUGAUGAUGUUUUUGUUGUAAAG